AUGGAUCGUCUCGGAACCGGUUCGUUGUCUUCCAAGACCCUACAACGUGGGAUGGACCUUGCGAACCAGCCUCUGGCUAACCUCCUGGGGGUGAAAGAGGAACCGACGGAUGAUGACGAAGCUGAAAUGCAAGCUGAAAUCCAGGACAUCUUCCAGGAGUUGAUGGCCCAGGGUCUGAAUGGAGGCUCCAUCCCCGUCGAGGACGACGACGAGGACCAAGAGGCGCAGGCCUAUGAGAUGGGCUAUAUCCUUUUAUCCCUGAAGAUGGCAUUUCCUGCCACACAGCGGCAGCUCAGCUAUUCUCAGUGUUCACAGGAUGCACAGCCAUUGGAGGUAGCAGAACUCCCAGAAGAGCUGAUGCAAGAAAAGCCUGCAGAACUUCAGCAGCACCGGACCCAAGACAAGCCCGCAGAACUCCCACAACCGAAGCAAGACAAGCUCACGGGAAUCCAAGUGCAGCCCACAGAACUCCAGCAGCCGAAGCAAGACAAGCCCCCAGGAAUCCAUCAGGUGCAGCCCACAGAACUCCAGUCGAAGCAAGACACGCCCCCAGGAAUCCAUCAGGCGCCGACGCCCACAGAACUCCAGCAGCCACAGCAGAAGCAAGACAAGCCCGCAGGAAUCCAUCAGCUGCAGCCCACAGAACUCCAGCAGCCGAAGCAAGACAAGCCCCCAGGAAUCCAUCAGGCGCCGACGCCCAGAGAAGUCCAGCAGCCGCAGCCGAAGCAAGACAAGCCCGCAGGAGUCCAUGAGGUGCCGAAGCCCACAGAACUCCAGCAGCAGCCAAUGCAAGACAAGCCCGCACGAAAAAGGGAUUUCGCAGCCAUGGAACUGCCUGCAACACAGCAUCCGGCCAAACGGUUUCGUGGCAAAACAACACCGACAGACUCAGAACAGCAUGCCAAGAAAGCAAACGAUGCAGAAGAAGUGCCACCUGUGCCGGCAGCUCCUUCCACCCACCAGUCGAAUGAUGAAGCCAAGCGAGCACCCACCGAGCAGCCGCAGAAAGCCAACGAAUCCAGCGCCACGAGCCAAGCCCCGACACCUGAGCAGCCGCAGAAAGCCGACGAAUCCAGCGCCACGAGCCAAGCCCCGACAACUGAGCAGCCGAAGGAAGGCGACAAAGCCUUCGCCACGAGCCAAGCCCCGACACCUGAGCAGCCGAAGGAAGCCAGCGCCACGAGCCAAGCCCCGACACCUGAGCAGACCGUGGCACCUGUGCCACAGCUACAGCAGCAGGCGGUGUCCAGACCAUCCGAUAGUGCAGUGGACAAACGAUUGCGACGAGUCAUGGCUCCCAACUCGGAGGGAGAAUAUCGGGUGAGUGAAGAGAUUCGGAAGCUUUGGGCAGACCCUGGCAAUGGCCGUGCGAAAGUGUUGAAACUUUUCGAAGAUUGCCAAUGGAACAAGGAGCUUUUCACGAAGCGCUACUCCCUGAAGACCUCUUUGGAGAAAGAGCACGAGGUAAGCAUCCCCUUCGACUACUUGUCCAAACAGGAAAUGGAAGAGGAGCGCAACAUGGAUCCGGAAGACAUCCUGAAUGUGAUUGCGAAGGCGGAGAAGGAUCCUGCCCGCUACUGCAGGUGGCAUGCCACCAAGAAGGGUGUACGAACGUACUAUGUGGAGGGGCGCGUGUCCGGUCAUCGCAAGCAGAUAAACCGUGCCGUCGUGAACGAAGAGCAAAGCUUCGAGGAUGGUUCGAUGCCGCAUAUCGAAAUGGACAUGGACCUCGAGGGGUGCACUUCCGCUGCUGCACGGGCUGCUGAGAACCCGGCCAGCAAAGUGGCAUUGGAGAAGGAGGUGCAGAAGAUGAUCAGCAAGAUACAAAGCCUUCGUGACGAGAUGGACUCAACGAGCGAAGAGCUGAGUGAUCUUCAGACACAGGGUGUCGUUGAUGGCUGGGAUGAGACACUCCGAUGCACUAAAGACCCCCCAAAUGGAAGUAUCAUAAUCUCUUCUACACCGAAAUAUGCAAAACACCCUAUGUCGGAGAUCUGA
Symbiodinium necroappetens is the source of this 1998-nucleotide messenger RNA. NCBI's taxonomy places the organism in Eukaryota, Dinophyceae, Suessiales, Symbiodiniaceae. The record is from the annotation of a GenBank genome assembly.